AUGGAGGUCCAGAGAUCGCUUACACGUUCAGCUCACCUCCGACGGAGCUACAUUGAGAUAUCGAGAUAUAUUCGUACUCAUUUGUGGUGCGCAGGCUUCGCGUCCACCCAACGCGCCAUCACCAGCCCAUGUCUUUCUCAGAGACUUGCAUAUUCUACGUCUUCCGCCCGACGUGACCGGCAACAAGAUCCAAGACUGCAGACCAGUAACGGCGAUAUCAGGCGAUACAACUUCUCCAGUAAGACAGUGCCUCACCAGCGAUUUGGCCAGCGUCUAACUCUAGCAGGGAUCUCUUCUUCCAAAGGAGCCAGUCAAGCCUGGAAAAAACUAUGCCAGACCGACGUCGAUUCAUUACCGAGUACGCCUGCUCCUGAUGAUGACAGCCAGAACCAAGUGCAGCUAUAUGGCUAUAUUACUUCCCACAGGCCUAGCAAGGGCUUCGAUUUCAUCCAACUGGUCGAUCCACGCUUAGAGCUUGCCGUGCAAGUUAUCUUCCCCCAUUCUGUUUCCACUGCGAAGGUCGGAGCAAGUCCCUCGGUGGAAAGUCACAUAGACGCCGAGGAGUCUAGUGAGGAAAGAGAAUCAAGUGAUGGAGAAGUCUCCGAAGGACAGUUGAGCAUUUUCAGAGCCGCUCGUCCUCAUACACCCAUUCGGAUCUCGGGGACCGUUGUGCCACGAUUGAAACGGCCCAAAAAGGUACACCAGCGGGUUCCCUUGGGAGAGUCUGCAACGCCACAAAAGAAAAAGCCAGAUACUACUGUCCGAACACUAGACCCCUAUGUUGGACACAUCGACCUCAUAUCUCACGUGGAAAUCAGAGCAGAUUCUUACAAAUUUCUCAAUGGAGUUCCAUCUGACCUCACCGCAAAAUGCGAUACAGUGUUUCCGCCAGAGUCGCGACACCUUCAAUUCAGAACGGACUCGGACCUCCGUCGCCGCAUUCGAUUACGCUCGCGCCUCGCAGGCAAGAUACGAGAACAUAUGCUAAGCAAUGAUUUCGAUGAGAUAGAGACACCUCUUUUGUUCAAGUCCACCCCAGAAGGCGCUCGGGAAUUCAUUGUCCCCACGAGAAAGAAGGGCUUGGCAUACGCAUUACCACAAAGUCCGCAGCAAUAUAAACAGGUCCUCAUGGCAUCGGGAAUCUGGAGGUACUUUCAAUUUGCCAAAUGUUUCCGGGAUGAGGAUCUGCGGGCCGACAGACAGCCCGAGUUCACCCAGCUUGAUCUCGAGAUGGCCUUCGCCAGUAGUGCCGACGUGAUGGCUGCGGUGGAAGAGCUACUCAUCCAUGCAGUCUGGCCCAACGUGCCUGGAAUCGCUCCUUUGCAAAUGCCGUCGUCGACGGAGUUCGAGUCCGAAUCGGCCGAUCCGGAAUAUCACAACCUGGCUUUUCCACAGCUCACAUAUACCGCUGCGAUGACUCGGUUUGGUUCGGACAAGCCUGACACCCGGCUUGGGUCUGAAAUUCAUCGAGUGGAUCAUUGGCUCUCGCCCAAUGUGAAGACCAUGGUAACUUCGCUUGACGAUCCCGUCGUGGAAAUGGUGAAAAUUUGCAUGCAGGGAUGUGAACCAGCAGACAGCCAGAAAUUUGUAACAACGUUUUUGGAAACAUCGCCGAAAGCGAGCUAUACGAAUGACAGCGCACGAAUUCCCGGAGUGGCGGUCUUUGAUCCCUUGAAACCGCUGCAUGGAUUGGCGAGCUUUGGCCAUGAAGGCGCAGCCAAAGUGGAAGAAGAAUUCGAUCCCGAACCGGGCGACAUCCUGAUUCUUUGUAGCCGCGAUGGGAAGCCGUUUACUGGUGGAUCUACUGCUCUAGGGGACCUGCGUCGGGACAUCUAUCAGCACGCCAUAUCCGAAGGUCUAAUCCCUUCACCUUCAGGAUAUUCUGCACUGUGGGUAACGGAUUUUCCCUUGUUUUCGCCCACAGAAGACUCCGAGCCUGGACAGGGUGGGUCUGCUGGUAUCUGCUCGACGCAUCAUCCAUUCACGGCUCCUAAGCAAAAUCAGGAUCUAUCGGUGUCCACAUUCAAGAAGGAUCCAUUAUCCAUUAUCGGAGAUCAUUACGACCUCGUGAUUAAUGGAGUUGAGGUUGGUGGCGGCUCCUGUCGUAUACACCGUGAAUUUAUGCAAGAAUUCAUUCUCAGGGAGGUCCUGAAGAUGGAACCUGAACGUGUGCAGGAUUUUGGCCAUCUACUAAGGGCGUUGCGCUCUGGCUGUCCGCCGCACGCAGGGUUUGCCCUGGGAUUUGACCGGCUAAUGGCCAUGUUGACGAACAGUGCGACUGUACGAGAUGUGAUCGCGUUUCCAAAGUACGCAGACGGCGAAGACAAGUUCGCUGGGGCACCCUCACCGAUAACCCAAGAUCAGCUUGCGACCUAUCAUCUUGCUGCUGCCGAUGACAAGGUUGCCCAUGUAACAACUCCAAAAUUGUCGCGCAAGGCGUAA
Messenger RNA from Fonsecaea pedrosoi CBS 271.37, 2442 nucleotides. Its product is annotated as aspartate-tRNA ligase. Lineage: Eukaryota; Fungi; Ascomycota; Eurotiomycetes; Chaetothyriales; Herpotrichiellaceae. The coding region runs from base 1 to 2442 and encodes 813 amino acids. The transcript has a single exon. Gene Ontology annotation, molecular function: ATP binding; aspartate-tRNA ligase activity. The record is from RefSeq and is a predicted model, not a curated record. Gene Ontology annotation, biological process: aspartyl-tRNA aminoacylation. Gene Ontology annotation, cellular component: mitochondrion; cytoplasm.